Molecule: messenger RNA, 1389 nt
Organism: Closterium sp. NIES-65
Lineage: Eukaryota; Viridiplantae; Streptophyta; Zygnematophyceae; Desmidiales; Closteriaceae
Source: the annotation of a GenBank genome assembly
AUGGAGAAAGAAGUGCAGUCUGAGGGUGCGAUCGGCAAGGAAGAUGAGGAUGACGGUGUUGAGGGCGAAGAGGGAGAUGAGGGCUCCAAGGGUGAUGCAGAAUACGUGUGCGAGGAAGAUGGUGACGAUGAUGAGGAAACCAAGGGCAUCGAAACCACUGAGGCGACACAACAGCGCGACUAUCCUGAUGCCGAAGAUUCCGAAUCGGCGCAGUCCGCGAGCAAGGGCGAGAGCGAUGAGGGGCAGGCUAAAACCAAGCCAGCCGACCAUGUUCAUUUUGGAGCGAUUAUUGCAUCAAAAGGGGGCAAAGAUAAACCUCUUGAAGUGGAGGGUGAUGACCCGCUGGUCGCCUUGCGUGCAACACCAGAGGGGUCACGAAACCCUUCCGAGGAGGUGCCCGUGUAUGGCGCCGUGUUUGAUAGUCUUAAGCGGGCGCAAGAUGACAACGCUAAGACCGUGGCUCGUGUGGAAGAAAUGUUGAUGAAAGCCUUGGCACAGAGUCAUGGUGGGUCAUGUCGCCGGAAAGCGGAGAAGCAGAGAGAUCCCGGGCUCGGGUGUGCCAACCCGAAACGUCGCCGUGUGGAGGCGCGCAGUGACGCUUCUGAAGGCGACGAGGACGACGAGAGUGAUGAUUCGCGCCGGCGCCAUAUGAGGUCUUCAAGGUUGCCUGUGCUGCAGAGCGCGCUUGAUCUGUUCCCUGCAGACAAGGCGUGGAAGCGCAUGUGCGACCUAGCCAGGGUGUACCUGUUUAUGAGCAAGCCGUACGCAACGAUAACGUUUUACCCGAGUAGCGACGACAAAACCGACGGGGUUUGUGCGGUUUUAGAUCGUCUGCCCUACAGUUACGCGUGCCUGGCAUUGGCUGCUGACAAGUCACGUCGAGCUGAUUUGAACAAGACGUUGAGCGAGUGGAAGACCCGUGUUGCAGCGCGAGUUAGAGAUAUCGCGCUUCCAAAGCUCGGGUUGUUCCGUGACGAGAUAGAUGCUUCGAGCCCAUGGGCACCGGAGAAGGAGCGCAGCGCAGAGAAGAUCCGGGAACGCAUAGGGCUGGCCGAAACUCUUGCGCUGUCAAACUGGAGCAACGACCGCCAAGGCAUGCCAUUUGCAUCCGCUGCUUUUGUCGCGUGCGCCAAGGCUGCAUUCAAGCCGAAGAAGCCAGGAGUUCCUCUCACUCUGAAUGUGUACCACUUGGCCUGGCUCGAGCAUGUGGUGAGUUUGAAGGCUUGGAUGGUGUGGCGGUUUUUAUCUCUCGUCGGGCUGGCUAAAUUGGUUACAUGGUUGUUGCAGGUAACGGAUGCUGUCAUGUAUUGGGAGGAGCGCAAAGGUCGCCUUUCCAACUCUGCGGGUGGCAACGGCCAUGUGGUCAAUGGGCUCAAGGUGCUCGCCUAA